This is a messenger RNA of Ipomoea nil (Japanese morning glory), 1858 nucleotides long. Its product is annotated as protein DETOXIFICATION 29-like. Bases 181 to 1731 code for a protein of 516 amino acids. The record is from RefSeq and is a predicted model, not a curated record. Gene Ontology annotation, biological process: xenobiotic detoxification by transmembrane export across the plasma membrane. Gene Ontology annotation, molecular function: antiporter activity; xenobiotic transmembrane transporter activity. The transcript has 8 exons. Gene Ontology annotation, cellular component: vacuolar membrane. Lineage: Eukaryota; Viridiplantae; Streptophyta; Magnoliopsida; Solanales; Convolvulaceae.
CACUUAAUUGAUAUGUACUAUUCCCAAGUCAAUUAGUUCCAUCACCGAGCAAGACAAAAUCAUCAAAUAAUAAACACUCCUAUUUAAUACCCUCAUUCCGGCCUCUGUAUGUAGGCAACUAGGCAGCCCAUUUCUUCAUCACCCUCUUAAAUUCUGUCGCUGCGAGUCAGCCUGCCAUUAAUGGAGGACGCUAAGGUUCCAUUCUUGACAGCUGCGCGAGAAGACGACUGCUCGGUGAGCCAAUUGAAGCCUUCUUCAACCAAAUGGUCUUUCACAUCUUCCUUCCACGCCGAUUCCGAAGAUAUCCAGCCCAUCAAUGGCGUCAGAGAUUUUUUCCGGGAAUUCUGUUCUGAGUCCAAGAAGCUCUGGUUCCUCUCCGGUCCGGCCAUUUUCACUUCCCUAUGCCAAUACACCAUCGGCGCCAUCACUCAGGUCUUCGCCGGCCACCUCGGAACUAUUGAACUCGCCGCCGUUUCCGUCGAAAACUCUGUCAUCGCCGGACUUUCUUUUGGCAUCAUGUUGGGCAUGGGAAGUGCACUAGAGACGCUAUGCGGUCAAGCGUUUGGAGCAAAACAGGUAGAAAUGCUGGGGGUUUACAUGCAAAGAUCAUGGAUUAUCCUCAACACCACGGCGGUGCUGAUGAUGUUCAUCUACAUCUUCGCCGCGCCGUUGCUAAGGCUCAUCGGCCAGACACCGGAGAUAUCGAAAUCGGCCGGCACGUUUUCCCUGUGGAUGAUCCCGCAGCUGUUCGCCUACGCCAUGAACUUCCCCAUCCAGAAGUUCCUGCAAGCGCAGAGCAAGAUCAUGGUGAUGGCCGUCAUUGCCGCCGUGGCUGUCGCCGGCCACACGCUGUUCAGCUGGCUCUUCAUGCUGAAGACCGGGUGGGGGAUGGUCGGCGGCGCGGUGGUGCUCAACUCGUCGUGGUGGUUCAUAGUGGUGGCGCAGCUGGCGUAUAUCUUCAGUGGGACUUGCGGUGAAGCUUGGAGUGGGUUUUCUUGGAAGGCUUUUAACAACCUAUGGGGAUUUGUUAGGUUGUCUCUUGCAUCGGCAGUAAUGCUUUGCUUAGAGAUGUGGUAUUAUACGUCUCUUAUUAUCUUCGCUGGAUACCUUAAAGAUGCAGAAGUUGCUGUUGAUGCAGUUUCUAUAUGCAUGAAUAUCUUAGGGUGGACAAUGAUGGUGGGUUUUGGAUUCAAUGCAGCAAUAAGUGUAAGAGUAUCAAACGAGCUAGGAGCAGGGCAUCCAAGAAGUGCAAAAUUCUCAGUAGUGGUAGCCGCAAUCACUUCACUUCUAGUUGGCGUCGUCCUAGGAUUCCUUCUAAUCCUCGUAAGAAAACAAUACCCGCCGCUGUUUUCGGAUAGUCCGAGGGUCCAACAACUCGUGUACCAGCUUACACCUUUGCUAGCUUGCAGCGUCGCCAUUAAUAGCCUUCAACCUACCCUCUCUGGAGUCGCCAUUGGAGCUGGGUGGCAAGCUUACGUUGCUUACGUCAACAUAACAUGCUAUUAUGUCAUUGGCAUCCCUAUUGGCCUCGUUUUGGGUUUCGUUUUCAAGCUCAGCGUCCUGGGCAUUUGGUACGGAAUGAUGAUUGGGACUACAGUACAAACCUUAGUAUUGAUAUGGAUGAUACUAAGAACAGAUUGGAACAGGGAGGCUUCUGCAGCUGGAGACAGAAUAAAAAGAUGGGGAGGAGAGUCAGAUACCAGAGAAGAUAAUGGUCAUGUUAUUGGUUGAUGAGACCAACUUAUUUAAAUCAAAUAAUUAUGGAGAGAUUAAGGGUGAGUUUGGUUCGCUCAUUAGAAUUGGAAUGUGAAUCAAAUACUUGGUAAUGGUAAUGAGUAUUGGUGAAUGUAUUUUAUAU